UUCUAUUCCAGGCUUCUAUUCCAGCAACAUACCCAAGUAAAGAAGGUUCAAGGCCAAGUUCCUAAGGAUCAGCGCACUAAAGUAUCCUGAGUGUCAGGAUGGUGCCAACGGUAAGCCUGGAGCCCGCGGGCCGCAGCUGCUGGGACGAGCCGUUGAGCAUCGCCGUGCGCGGCCUGGCCCCCGAGCAGCCCGUCACGCUGCGCGCGGCCCUGCGCGACGAGAGAGGCGCGCUCUUCCGCGCCCACGCGCGCUACCGCGCCGACGCCCACGGCCAGCUGGACCUGGCGCGCGCGCCCGCGCUGGGCGGCAGCUUCGCGGGGCUCGAGCCCAUGGGGCUGCUCUGGGCCAUGGAGCCCGAACGGCCUCUGUGGCGCUUGCUCAAGCGCGACGUGCGGACGCCCUUCGUGGUGGAGCUGGAGGUGCUGGACGGCCACGAGCCCGACGGCGGGCGGCUGCUGGCGCGGGCGGUGCACGAGCGUCACUUCAUGGCUCCCGGGGUGCGGCGCGUGCCCGUGCGCGAGGGCCGUGUGCGCGCCACGCUCUUCCUGCCCCCAGGAAAUGGACCCUUCCCUGGAAUCAUAGACAUUUUUGGAAUUGGAGGUGGCCUUCUGGAGUAUCGGGCUAGUCUGCUGGCUGGGAAGGGUUUUGCUGUCAUGGCUCUGGCUUAUUAUAACUACGACGACCUCCCCAAAGGUAUGGAUACAUUUCACCUGGAGUACUUUGAAGAAGCCAUGAACUACCUGCUUAGUCACCCUCAGGUCAAAGGACCGGGGAUUGGCCUGCUGGGGAUUUCCAAAGGGGCUCAGCUCUGCCUCUCCAUGGCCUCUUUCCUGAAAGGCAUCACAGCUGCUGUCAUAAUCAAUGGCUCUGUGGCCAAUGUUGCUGGAACAUUAUACUAUAAGGAUGAGACCCUGCCCCCUUUGAGCAUACAUGUAGAUCGUAUCAGGGUGACCAAAGAUGGCCUUAAAGAUGUUUUGGAUGUCCUGAAUUGCCCUUUAGAGGGACCUGACCAGCAGAGCAUCAUCCCUGUGGAAAGGUCUGACACAACCCUCCUGUUGCUUGUAGGUCAGGAUGACCGCAACUGGAAGAGCGAGUUCUAUGCCAAUGAGAUCUCCAAACGCUUACAGGCCCAUGGGAAGGAGAAGCCUCAGAUCAUAUGCUAUCCUCAAACAGGGCACAAUAUUGAACCCCCCUAUUUCCCUUGGUGCAAGGCUUCGCUACAUGCCUAUUUUAACAUGCCUGUCCUCUAUGGGGGGGAGCCCAGGGCUCAUGCCAUGGCCCAGGUGGAUGCAUGGCAGCAACUCCAGACUUUUUUCCACAAACAUUUGGGUGGUGAAAUCCCAGCAAAACUGUGAUUUUCUUUGAGUACUGACAUUUCUGAUCUCCUAAGAAGGGCUGCCACUGUUAGUAUAUGUAUUCAUUUUUUCUCCCUUUAAUAAAGUCCUGAAG
Onychomys torridus (southern grasshopper mouse) is the source of this 1449-nucleotide messenger RNA. RefSeq names its product acyl-coenzyme A thioesterase 5-like. The record is from RefSeq and is a predicted model, not a curated record. The coding region runs from base 99 to 1355 and encodes 418 amino acids. Gene Ontology annotation, molecular function: fatty acyl-CoA hydrolase activity. The transcript has 4 exons. NCBI's taxonomy places the organism in Eukaryota, Metazoa, Chordata, Mammalia, Rodentia, Cricetidae. Gene Ontology annotation, biological process: fatty acid metabolic process; acyl-CoA metabolic process.